ACACCACUAGCUCAGCGACACAGGCCUGCAAGCCUGCAACACUCGCUACAAAAUGAAGCUUCAGGUAGCCACAGUCGCCUCCUUCGUCCUGGUGGCCUUGGCCGCGGCGGCCCAGGCCGUGACGUUCGACGCGUCGAACAAGGCGUCGGGCACCUCCGGCGGCCGGCGGUUCAACCAGGCCGUAGGCCUCCCAUACUCCAAGAAGGUCCUCUCUGACGCCUCCGCCUUCAUCUGGAAAACCUUCAACCAGCGCGCCGUCGGCGACCGCAAGACUGUCGAUGCCGUCACCCUCGUCGUCGAGGACAUCAGCGGCGUCGCCUUCACCAGCGCCAACGGCAUCCACCUCAGCGCCCAGUACGUCGGCGGCAUCUCCGGCGACGUCAAGAAGGAGGUGACCGGCGUGCUGUACCACGAGGCGACGCACGUGUGGCAGUGGAACGGGCAGGGCAGGGCGAACGGCGGGCUCAUCGAGGGGAUCGCCGACUACGUGCGGCUCAAGGCCGGGUUCGCGCCGGGGCACUGGGUGAAGCCGGGGCAGGGCGACCGGUGGGAUCAGGGGUACGACGUCACGGCGAGGUUCCUUGACUACUGCGACUCGCUCAAGCCCGGGUUCGUCGCGCAGCUCAACGCCAAGAUGAAGAGUGGGUACACCGACGACUUCUUCGCGCAGAUUCUCGGGAAGAACGUGCAGCAGCUGUGGAAGGACUACAAAGCCAAGUUUAGAGGCUGAACGCACUAUAAGUUGAUGGGUCCUUCACGGUGUGAUGGCAUAACGCACUACUUCGAAUAAGACAUGUGUGAUGGCAUAACACACCAUAUACUGAAAUGAUCAACAGAACAUGUCCCUUACGCUCUGUAGUGAAAGAUAAAUAAACGAUUUCACUAAUUCGAAAUCGACUUUGAGUUACAUGCUACUAGUAGUCUUAAGUUGGCGAUACGUGAGUGCGUUUGUGUGGUGGUGUGAGUGUGUGCGUGUUGUAAUCGGUUUUCUAGAAAAAACAAAAGGUUGUUUGGA
Triticum dicoccoides is the source of this 1015-nucleotide messenger RNA. RefSeq lists its product as uncharacterized. The coding region runs from base 53 to 730 and encodes 225 amino acids. The record is from RefSeq and is a predicted model, not a curated record. NCBI's taxonomy places the organism in Eukaryota, Viridiplantae, Streptophyta, Magnoliopsida, Poales, Poaceae. The transcript has a single exon.